AACCAUUUCCUCAAUGUGCUCCUGUUGAGAGGUCGGGAAAAACAGCAGCUCUUCACUUAUACACUGCGAGAGAUUAAAAAGCUGAAGGAGUUUGUGUGGAUUUUGGCGUGUCGAAUGGCGUGUGUGGGGAUUGUGCGAUUAGGAGUUAUAAUUUUUCUCUUUCAGGUAUUUUCGUGUGGAUAUACGGAGGAGUCGACAUGUACACCUGGGUUUGAGUCGGAAACAGUCGUUUUUAAAGUGCACAGAAAUCACCUUCACAGGGGGAAAAGACUAGGAAGAGUACCUUUCAGUAAUUGUGAUGGAAGAACAAGAACGCUCUUCCAGUCCGUUGACAAGCGGUUUGACGUGAACACGGAUGGGACCGUAACACUGAAGAGACAAGUGACUCUUCAUGAAGGCCACAAGGUGUUUUCUGUGGACGCUUGGGACUCCAGUGGAAAGAAGCACACGGUCUCUGUCAGAGUUGAGCGUGUCCAUCAUCAUCAUGAGGACCAUCACAUGAACACGGUCAUGAACAUCUCCUCUCCACAGAUGGAAUCUCCCUCUGAUGAUCUGGUUCUGAUGUUUCCAAAGCCUUCAACGGGUCUGAAGAGAGCAAAGAGAGGUUGGGUUAUUCCUCCAUUUAAUAUAGGUGAGAAUAGCAGAGGUCCUUUCCCAGAGAAAAUGCACCAGAUAAAGUCGGACUAUUCUAAGGAAAUUCAGAUGCACUACAGUAUCACAGGUGAAGGAGCGGAUCUGGAUCCUAAGGGGACUUUCACUAUAGAAAGAUUAACAGGGAAUCUGUUUGUGACUCGACCACUCGACAGAGAAAUAAAAGCUUCAUACAGACUUAUGGCUUAUGCUGUUGCAGUUGGUGCGGAUAUCAAGGAAACUCCAAUGGAAAUUAUUGUAAAUGUGAUGGACCAAAAUGAUAAUAAGCCUGUUUUUACACAAAAUCCAUUCAAUGGAAAUGUUGCUGAAGCUUCUCUUAUAGGUCAUGAGUUUAUGACAGUCACAGCCACUGAUGCAGAUGAUCCAGACACUUACAAUGGUGUUGUCAGUUACGCAAUCGUCAAGCAAGAUCCAGAAUUGCCAAAACCAGACCUGUUUAUAAUCAACCCUGUUACCGGAGGAAUUCGUGUGAAUGCUUUAGGCUUGGACAAAGAGAAAUGGUCCAGAUAUACUGUGUUAAUUACGGCGACUGACCUGGAAGGAAGAGGUUAUGGAUCCACCGGCACAGCUGUUAUUACUGUGACUGACAGCAAUGAUAACGCACCUCAGUUUGUGCAAACCUCGCACACUGUAUCUGUCCCAGAGAAUAAAGUAGAGGCUGAAGUGGCCAGACUUACAGUUACUGAUGGAGAUGAAGAGGGAUCUCCUGCCUGGUCAACCAAAUAUAAGAUUAUUGACGGUGACAAGAGUGGGUUUUUCAGUGUCAGUACUGGACCCAGCCAGCUAGAGGGCAUCAUCACCACUGUAAAGCCCCUGGACUUUGAGAAGAACAAGCAAUUCAUUCUGUCUGUGAUUGUUGAGAACGAUGAUCCAUUUGUCGGUUCUUUGGCCACUUCCACUGCCACAGUCACGGUGAAUGUAGAAGAUGUGAAUGAGCCUCCGGAGUUUAAUCCAAAGGAGAAGGUUAUCUUCAAACCUGAAAAUGCACCAGUUGAUAGUGAAUUGGUUACUUAUAAAGCCACUGAUCCAGACACUGCAAAAGCACAGAAGAUAACGUAUAAGAUUGGCAGUGAUCCUGCCGGCUGGCUGAGUGUUGCUCCAGACACUGGAGUUAUUAAAGUCAAGAGCCUCAUGGAUAGAGAAUCUCCCUCAGUCAAAGAUGGCAAAUACAGAGCUAUCAUUUUGGCGUUGGAUAAUGAUGGUGACGCUCCAGCAACUGGCACAGGAACCCUGGUUAUUGAAUUGGAGGAUGUAAAUGACAACGCUCCUGUCAUCAAUGAAAGGAAUAUACGAAUGUGCAAUCGUGGUUCAGCCCCAGUGCUUCUCUCUAUAUCGGACAAAGAUGGACCUUCUUUCGCUGGUCCUUUUAGAGUUGAGACCCACGGAGAAACCAGUAAAAAUUGGUCCACCUCGAUGAAUGGCACAUCAACGGGUGUCUUUCUGACACCAAAGUCUGCAUUGGAGCAGGGUGACUACAAUGUUGUCCUGAAAGUUAUUGAUCAAGCUGGGUUGGAUCAGGAAAGCACCAUUCAAGCAACUGUGUGUAACUGCGAAGGAGAAGACGUGCAAUGUGCUGACAUACGGGUCGCAGGAAUGCCACUAUCUGGAGUUCUGGGAAUCCUGGGAGGAAUCUUGCUUCUGCUGUUGCUCGCUCUUCUUCUGCUCUUGUUCAUGAGGAGGAAAAGUAGUACCAAAAAAGAACCCCUCCUUCCUGAAGAUGAUAUAAGGGACAACAUCUACUAUUAUGAUGAGGAAGGCGGUGGAGAAGAUGAUCAGGACUUUGAUUUGAGCGUGCUGCAUCGAGGCUUGGACAACAGACCUGAAGUGUUCAGAAACGACGUGGCGCCCACUUACAUGACGGCACCUCAGUUUAGACCCCGACCCUCCAACCCUGAUGAGAUUGGCACAUUCAUUGAUGAUAAUCUGAAUGCUGCGGAUAACGACCCCACCGCGCCGCCGUACGACUCUCUCCUGGUGUUCGACUACGAAGGCGGCGGCUCAGACGCAGGUUCGAUCAGCUCCCUCAACUCCUCCAGCUCAGGAGGAGACCAAGACUACGACUUCAUCAAUGACUGGGGCCCGCGCUUCAAGAAGCUGGCAGACAUGUAUGGAGGAGGAGACGAUUAAGACUCUUUUUGUUUGUUUUUUUUGGUUCAUUUCUCUCUCUGCAAGAGAUGGUUUAAAAAUGCAAAAUAUGAGAAUUUUUAUACUUUGCUUUAUGGUCUGGUGAUUUGAAUGUUUAAAGUUGGAA
Messenger RNA from Rhinichthys klamathensis goyatoka, 2902 nucleotides. RefSeq names its product B-cadherin-like. Gene Ontology annotation, molecular function: cadherin binding; calcium ion binding. The coding region runs from base 115 to 2778 and encodes 887 amino acids. Gene Ontology annotation, cellular component: adherens junction; catenin complex; cytoplasm. The record is from RefSeq and is a predicted model, not a curated record. NCBI's taxonomy places the organism in Eukaryota, Metazoa, Chordata, Actinopteri, Cypriniformes, Leuciscidae. The transcript is spliced from 16 exons. Gene Ontology annotation, biological process: cell morphogenesis; cell-cell junction assembly; calcium-dependent cell-cell adhesion.